This is a messenger RNA of Thamnophis sirtalis, 2737 nucleotides long. Lineage: Eukaryota; Metazoa; Chordata; Lepidosauria; Squamata; Natricidae. The record is from RefSeq and is a predicted model, not a curated record.
GAAUGCUUUCAAUUUAUACUACCAGCCCUACCUCAUGCCAUUGAUCUUUUACGGGAUGCCAUUGUAAAAGUAAAAGAGGUUCAUGAUGAACUUGAAGAUCUACCUUCACCACCACCACCUCUUUCUCCUCCUCCAACCAUCAGCCCUCACAAGCAGACAGAAGACAAAGGUGUACAGUGUGAGGAAGAGGAGGAAGAGAAAAAAGAUAGUGGAGUUGCUUCAACAGAGGAUAGUUCCUCCUCGCAUAUAACUGCUGCAGCCAUUGCAGCAAAGAAGCAUCCAUCCUAUACCAGUUCUGCUGUUAUCAUGGCAAAAGGUGAACAUCCCAUUCCUGGUCUCAUCUGUUAUCCCUCUCACUCAUCAGACAGUGCAGGAGAACCGAUUCCAGAUUCCAUCAUAUCUCGUGGUGUUCAGGUGCUCCCACGAGACACAGCCUCACUUAGCACUACCCCUUCAGAAUCCCCUCGUGCCCAAGCUACUUCUCGUCUCUCUACUGCUUCCUGUCCCACACCAAAACAAAUUAGACGCCCGGAUGAAAGCAAAGGAGUUGCUAGUAGAGUUGGAUCCCUCAAAGUCACAGUGCCGUAGACAUUACAAAAGUAGCAAGAAGACAUCGUAUGUCUCCAUUUCCAUUAACAUCUAUGGACAAAGCCUUCAUUACAGUUCUGGAGAUGACUCCAGUGCUUGGAACAGAAAUAAUCAAUUAUCGAGAUGGAAUGGGCAGAGUCCUUGCCCAAGAUGUUUAUGCAAAAGAUAACCUUCCACCUUUUCCAGCUUCAGUAAAAGAUGGCUACGCUGUCAGAGCUGCUGAUGGACCAGGGGAUCGUUUCAUUAUUGGGGAAUCCCAAGCUGGUGAGCAGCCAACUCAAACUGUAAUGCCUGGUCAAGUAAUGCGAGUUACAACUGGUGCUCCAAUACCCUGUGGUGCUGAUGCUGUGGUGCAAGUGGAAGACACAGAGCUUAUCAGGGAAUCUGAUGAUGGCACUGAAGAACUCGAGGUACGCAUUCUGGUGCAGGCUCGACCGGGUCAAGAUAUCAGACCUAUAGGACACGACAUUAAAAGAGGUGAAUGUGUAUUGGCCAAGGGAACCCAUAUGGGCCCAUCAGAGAUAGGUCUACUAGCAACUGUUGGAGUAACCGAAGUUGAAGUUAACAAGUUUCCAGUAGUUGCUGUAAUGUCUACAGGAAAUGAACUAUUGAAUCCUGAAGAUGACUUGUUACCAGGAAAGAUUAGAGAUAGUAAUCGUUCAACUCUUUUAGCAACAAUUCAAGAGCAUGGAUAUCCGACAAUCAACCUGGGGAUUGUAGGAGAUAACCCAGAUGAUUUACUUAACGCCUUGAAUGAAGGAAUCAGCCGUGCUGAUGUCAUCAUCACAUCAGGCGGGGUGUCAAUGGGAGAAAAGGACUAUCUUAAACAGGUGCUGGAUAUUGAUCUUCAUGCCCAGAUUCAUUUUGGCAGGGUUUUUAUGAAACCAGGGUUACCUACAACCUUUGCAACCUUGGAUAUUGAUGGGGUAAGAAAAAUCAUCUUCGCGCUCCCAGGGAACCCUGUGUCAGCAGUUGUUACUUGCAAUCUUUUUGUUGUCCCAGCACUGAGGAAGAUGCAAGGAAUUCUGGAUCCUCGUCCAACUAUUAUAAAAGCCAGGUUAUCAUGUGAUGUAAAAUUGGACCCUCGUCCAGAAUACCAUCGGUGCAUACUGACUUGGCAUCACCAAGAACCACUGCCUUGGGCACAAAGUACAGGGAAUCAGAUGAGCAGUCGUCUGAUGAGUAUGCGCAGUGCCAAUGGACUGUUGAUGCUACCUCCAAAGACAGAGCAGUAUGUGGAACUUCAUAAGGGAGAGGUGGUUGACGUCAUGGUCAUUGGAAGACUAUGAUGUUACCAGCAGGAGAAAAGUUUUGAUGCAUGUCCACAUAUCAUUGACUGUAUCCUGUAAUAUGCAACGGCACAGCUAGUUUUUCUGAAUUGGAUAAAAGUUGAUCAGUAUAAACACCUUGAACUAUAUUUCAAAUGGAUUUAAAUAAAUACCUUUUAAAAAAAACUUCAAAAACAAAUCUUAAAAGAAUUUAUUCUGAUUAUAUCAAAGCAACUUUUUCAUUUCUUGCAAUUGCUUUGUGUGUUCAAUGCUAGUUCCAAUAGCAGUAGCUUUUAGUAGACAGCGGUAGGUGCCUGCAGAACUUGUGUUUUUUCUCAUCUUUAAGAUUCAACUACUUAUGCUCUUAAAACAAGGCUGUCUGCUUAUUUAUACUAGUGUAGACAACACUUGGAUUUUCCCUUAUUAGUAUGCUUCAUAACUGCUUCACCGAGAGCUUCUGCUUGUUCUUUAUCGUAUCUCGUGUUGAUGUGCACAGUGCCAAAAGCAGAGUGGCUGCCCUGGGAACCCGAUCAAGCCCCAAGGUUUUCCUCCUUGCUGCGCGUUCAGGGAUACCUGUCAUCCCAGCAGCCACCCAGCUUAGUACUAUUGGGCAGUAACUGGAUACCUUUUGUUUAAACAAACAAACAAACAAAAAUUGCUUCCUUAAGUGCUGACAGCCUUUUUAACCAAUACAUUUAAAAUGUACAGAAUUAAAAUCUUUAAAAAAAAAUCAAAGACUGAUCUUGUACAGAUAUUAGUGUUACCAGCAUUCAUGUGGAAAUUAAAUAAGAAAUAAAAACUAAUGUUAAACAACUCUGUACCAUAACAUUUUCUGUAAUGAUACUGAAAUUUAAAUGAAUAAAAAAAAUCCUGAAUCAUUA